Molecule: messenger RNA, 3441 nt
Organism: Malania oleifera
Lineage: Eukaryota; Viridiplantae; Streptophyta; Magnoliopsida; Santalales; Ximeniaceae
Product: leucine-rich repeat extensin-like protein 4
Exons: 1
Coding region: 499-2832 (777 amino acids)
Molecular function (GO): protein binding
Source: RefSeq, a predicted model, not a curated record
AAUGAAUUAAUUUAGGAUUCAUUCCAGGCUUUGGUUUGGAGCUUAAUGGGAAUGCAAUUCAAAAGAGAGAGAAUAAAGUGAUGAGAGAGAGAAAGAGCGGAGAAGGGGCCGAUAAGAGAGGAGAGAGAAAGGAAGAGAGAGGAGAGAGAGAAUCUGGUGGGCUUUGAGCUGUGAUUUAGCUGGCCUUUGAUGUUAGGUUUUUUCUCUCUCACACUCGCACACCUCCAAAAUCCCUAGAAAAAACCCCUCCCCACUCUCAUUCCUCAUCUCUUUCUCUCUCCUCCUCCUCCUCCUCCUCCUCUUCAAGGCUGUGGGCACAGUCUCCAAUCUCCGUCUCUCGAACUCCUGCGCUUCUCGUAUUUCUCUCUUAGAUCUCACUCCUUGUGAGCAUCUGUUCAUCCGCCCAUUUCGUUUUCUGUUCUUAGUCUGGAGAAAACAGGGGAAGAAUUUACAUUCGCACAACAGAAGGAAGGUGGUGAUUCAGAUGUCUCAUGUGAGAUGAGGAAGACAACCCACCUCCAUUUGUCUUCCCCACUCUCUGUUCUUCUUCUGCAUUUCUUGUUUCUUUUGAGUUUUGCAUCUUUCAGUUGUUAUGGGCAGAUCUUCACAGGUUUCAGCCAUGGCCGUCUGUCGGACGCCGAGGCUAGCUACCUCAAGCAGAGGCAGCUUCUGUACUUCAAGGACGAGUUUGGGGACAGGGGAGAGAAUGUGACUGUAGAUCCUUCUCUGGUGUUCGCGAACCCCAGACUCAGGAACGCUUAUAUUGCUCUGCAGGCUCUGAAACAGGCCAUCAUUUCCGAUCCCCUCAACCUCACCGGCGACUGGGUCGGAUCUAACGUGUGUAACUAUAAUUGCGUGUUCUGCGCUCCGGCGCCGGACAACAAGAGCAUUCUCACCGUCGCCGGCAUCGAUCUCAACCACGGCGACAUUGCCUCUUAUUUGCCGGAGGAAUUGGGUCUGCUCACCGAUCUAGCAUUGUUUCACAUCAACUCGAAUCGGUUUUGCGGAACUGUUCCUCAGAAGUUCGCGAAUCUGAAACUACUGUUCGAGUUAGAUCUCAGUAAUAAUCGGUUCGCUGGGAAGUUUCCGCGAGUUGUGCUGAAAUUGCCUUCGCUCAAGUACCUAGAUCUUCGAUUCAACGAGUUCGAAGGGGGUGUACCUAGAGAGCUGUUUGACAAGGACCUCGAUGCCCUCUUCAUCAAUCACAAUCGGUUCGCUUUCGAUCUACCGGACAAUCUCGGGAACUCGCCGGUCUCCGUCAUUGUUCUCGCCAACAACAAAUUCCGAGGGUGUGUGCCGGCGAGCUUAGGUAACAUGUCUGGAACCCUUAACGAGAUCAUUCUGAUGAACAAUGGGUUCCGAUCGUGUCUACCUCCCGAGAUUGGGUUGUUGAAGAAUUUGACGGUGUUCGAUAUCAGCUUCAAUCAGUUGAUGGGUCCUCUUCCUGAUGAAAUCGGAGGUAUGUUAAGUCUGGAGCAGCUGAAUGUGGCUCACAACAUGCUUUCCGGCACCAUUCCGGCUAGUAUAUGUAAGCUUCCGCGCCUUGAGAAUUUUACAUAUUCCUAUAACUUCUUUACCGGCGAGCCGCCGGCGUGUUUGGCUUUGCCCGAUUUCGAUGAUCGGAGGAAUUGCUUGCCGUCGAGACCGUCGCAGCGCUCUCGUGAGCAAUGCAACUACAUUUCGUCUCGCCAUGUUCAUUGUAGUGCGUUUAGAUGUAAACCUUUUGUACCUUCUUUGCCUCCGCCUCCUCCGCCUUCUCCUCCAUUGCCGUCGCCUCCGCCGCCGGCGCCAGUAUCGCCAUCUCCCCCUCCACCGGUUCAACCGCCGGUUGUGAGACAUCCGUCGCCACCGCCACCUCCACCACCUUCACCUUCACCUCCACCGCCAGUUUUCUCUCCGCCGCCACCGCCUCCGCCUGUCUCCUCACCGCCUCCACCGUCACCACCACCACCAUCUCCAUCCCCGCCGCCUCCGCCACCACCACCACCACCGGUUUAUUCUCCGCCGCCGCCUCCGCCUUCUCCACCCCCACCGUCCCCUCCACCACCUCCACCCCCAACAUCUCCGCCGCCGCCUUCUCCAUCGCCACCUCCGCCAUCACCGCCGCCUAAUUCUCCACCACCUCCAGUGUACUGUGUGCGGUCUCCACCGCCACCACCUCCACCCUGCGUCCGGAGCCCCCCUCCACCUCCCCCGAAUUCCCCACCGCCUCCAUCUCCAGUAUAUUCCCCGCCUCCACCUAGUCCGCAAUAUCCGCCACCACCACCUUAUCAUUCACCACCUCCCCCGCCACCUUCACCGCCCCCACCCCCUAACUCACCACCACCCCCACCACAUUCACCACCCCCACCUCCAGUAGUCCAUUCUCCACCACCACCGUCACCGCCACCAGUCUACUAUCCGCCACCUCCACCCAACUCACCCCCACCACCGCCUCCCAAUUCACCUCCGCCACCGCCUCCAUGCAUAGAACCACCUCCACCCCCGUCACCCCCGCCUUGCAUAGAACCACCACCUCCCCCUUCUCCUCCUCCAUGUGAAGAGUACUCCCCACCACCACCAUCACCAUCACCACCACCACCACCGCCCGGUGUUCCAUACUUGCCACCACCUUCACCCUCACCGCCUCCACCACCUGUUUCCCAAGCUCCACCCCCACCAAUAUACCCUCCGCCCGCAUCAUCACCACCACCUCCAGUUCCAUGUGAAACACAGCCACCGCCACCACCUUCGAACCAAAGCCCACCACCUCCUGCUCCGGCAUUUGAUGGGCCAUUGCCACCAGUCUAUGGGGUUUCAUAUGCUUCUCCUCCACCACCACCUUACUAUUGAUUCUUUAGAGAAUUUCCCCCCUCUGACCUUCCCUCCAAUAGAAACAAAAUUUGACAACCACCACAUCAUUGGUAUCUUUUCUUUUUACCUCUUUUACAUUGUUUCUAUCAAGUCUUCUUUGUCUCCGGGCAAAUCUCCUUCCAGAAUAGGAAGAAGAAUAAAGGGAUUGAAAUGAAAUGCUAUGCUGAGUUCUAGAAUAUGUCCCGGCAGCCGAAGCCAUCUCUUUUGAGUUGUUGUCAGUAAUUGCUGAAGAAAAAGAAAAAGAAAAAAAAAAAAGCGGUGAAAGAAAAGAAAAAGAGGAGGUAAGAGGGGGAAAUCUCUCCAUAUUUAUUUGAAUUGUUAUGGAUAUUUGAGUUGUGGAAAUAAAUGGCAGAGAAAGAGAGUAGGUUUCAGAGGAAGUGUAUGUAUAGGGGAUGAAUGGAGAACCAUGAGCAGGGCAGGGGGCUACAGGACAGCCGGGCUUCUGCUGUCCGCUGCUGCUGGUUUGUGGGUUUAUUGUUAUUAUCUCUUCUUAUAUCAUACUUUUGUUUCUUUUGCAUCCCAAUUUUAUAGUAUAAUCAUGAACAUUUUUACUUGUAUUGAAUUUCAGAAUUCAGAUCAUUCCUUUUC